Molecule: messenger RNA, 2207 nt
Organism: Centropristis striata (black sea bass)
Lineage: Eukaryota; Metazoa; Chordata; Actinopteri; Perciformes; Serranidae
Product: gastrula zinc finger protein XlCGF57.1-like
Exons: 2
Coding region: 262-1701 (479 amino acids)
Biological process (GO): regulation of transcription by RNA polymerase II; central nervous system development
Cellular component (GO): nucleus
Molecular function (GO): RNA polymerase II cis-regulatory region sequence-specific DNA binding; DNA-binding transcription factor activity, RNA polymerase II-specific
Source: RefSeq, a predicted model, not a curated record
CCAGAGCCCCCACACAUUAAAGAGGAACAGGAGGAACCUUGGACCAGUCAGGAGGGAGAGCAGCUUCAGGGGCUAGAGGAGGCUGACAUCACCAAGUUCACAUUCACUCCUGUCCCUGUGAAGAGUGAAGAAGAUGAAGAGAAACCUCAGUCCUCACAGCUUCAUCAAACACAAACUGAACAAUUGAAAACAGAAGCUGGUGGAGAGGACUGUGGAGGACCAGAACCAGACAGGAACUCUGAUCCAGAUCCACAAGUCCAAAUGGUGAGAGCGCUGGUGGAGCAGCGACUGACUGCGGCUGCUGAAGAGAUAUUUGGGCCGUUUGCAAGAAGGAUAGCGGAGUGUAAGGCGGAACUUCAUCGUUCAAAAGAGAGGAACCAGCGACAACAGAAACUACUGGAUGCUGUUUUCAACCCUCAGCUUCACCUACACAGAGCAGAUGUCCAGAAGCUGUUGGUGGUUAAAGAAGAGUUUCCCUCUGAGCAGCAGGAGGGGAGCUGCAGUCUGGACCAGGAGGACCCAGAGCCCCCACACAUUAAAGAGGAACCGGAGGAACCUUGGACCAGUCAGCAGGGAGAGCAGCUUCAGGGGCUGGAGGAGGCUGAUAUCAUCAAGUUCACAUUCACUGCUGUCCCUGUGAAGAGUGAAGAAGAUGAAGAGAAACCUCAGUCCUCACAGCUUCAUCAAACACAGACUGAACAGAUGGAAACAGAAGCUGAUGGAGAGAACUGUGGUGAGAAACGAUUUAGCUGCUCUGAAUGUGGGAGAAGGUUUGGCUACAAGCACGUUCUGCAGAGACACAUGCUUUGUCAUACAGGAGAGAGGCCUUUCAGCUGCUCAAUUUGUAAGAAAAAAUUUUCACAGAGUGGAUCUUUAAAGAAACACAUGAGUCUCCACACAGGAGAGAAACUUUUCAGCUGCUCAGUUUGUGAGAAAACUUUUACACGGAAUUAUGGUUUAAAGAAACACAUGAGACUCCACACUGGAGAGAGACCUUUCAGCUGCUUAGUUUGUAAGAAAAAUUAUAGACAAAGUGGAACUUUAAAGUCACACAUGAGACUCCACACAGGAGAGAAAGAUUAUUUCAGCUGCUCAGUUUGUAAGAAAACUUUUACACAGAGUGGGGCUUUAAAGAAACACAUGAGACUCCACACAGGAGAGAGACCUUUCACCUGCUCAGUUUGUGGUAAAGGUUUCACUGGAAGUUGGGAUCUGAAGACACACAUGAGAGUUCACACAGGAGAGAAACCUUUCAGCUGCUCAGUGUGUGGUAAAGGUUUCAGUCAUCGUUCGGCUCGGAAUGUACAUACCAGACUCCACACAGGAGAGAGACCUUUCACCUGCUCAUUUUGUGGUAAAGGUUUCAAUGGAAGUUGUGAUCUGAAGAUACACAUGAGAGUUCACACAGGAGAGAAACCUUUCAGUUGCAGUGUUUGUAGCAAAAGAUUUGCCUGUAGUUCACAGGUCAAAAGACAUAAAUGUGCUGGCCACUCGUCCUCAAAGUUUCAUCAAGCUGAGGAGAACAAAGAGGCAGAGCCUCCAGCCAGCAGCCCACGUGAAGAGAUGCAAACAGAAUCUGAUGGAGAGGACUGUGGAAGACCAGAAGCAGCCAGGAACUCAAAUCCAGAUGAACCAGAAACUGAUGAGGAUACUGGAGAUUUUCCUGAACCUGAGACUGAUGACAGUGGUGAUUGGAAGUAAACUAGCAAUACUCUUAGUAAAAGGUCCUCAUCAGUGACAAUGAAAGCCUUUUUAUUAACCCCUUGGACCUUUUGGAGGAUGCGGCAGAUUCAGUUUGAAGGCAACAGAGAAGAUCAUCACAUAUUGGUAUGAAACUAGAUGAUCUUAGGAAUCCUUUUGUACAAAAUAUGUUGUGAUCUCUUUUUUGGGAAGGGUGUGAAAUUUGAUGUUUACUUGUCUAUUGAGCAUCUUUAGAUUUUUUUAGUAAGAUUUUUUUUGUUUGUGUCUUGUUUAGUUUUAAUGUGUUAAAGUUCUUAUUUAUUAUUGUAGUUUUAUUUAUUCAUUUAGGCUGGUUUUGUGAUUUUGUUGUCGUUCUUUUUUGUUUGUUUGUUUUUUGUUUGUGUUUUGUUUUUGUUUUGUUUGUUUUUGUUUUUUUGUUUUACUGUGUUUGUCCAUUGGUGAUUUAUGUUGUGUUUUGUUUAAAUAGUUAAAUUAAAAAAAAGAUUUUUUUGUUUCACAAAACAAAA